Molecule: messenger RNA, 1001 nt
Organism: Poecilia latipinna (sailfin molly)
Lineage: Eukaryota; Metazoa; Chordata; Actinopteri; Cyprinodontiformes; Poeciliidae
Product: transmembrane protease serine 4-like
Exons: 4
Coding region: 364-657 (97 amino acids)
Biological process (GO): proteolysis
Molecular function (GO): serine-type endopeptidase activity
Source: RefSeq, a predicted model, not a curated record
GACGCUGAGCACACCACACUUUUUAUUUUUAAAACUUUUGAAAACCAUCUCCAUUUCCGUCACUUUGUAAUCGUCUGCCAGUAAAUCUAUAAGAUAAAUCAAAGGUUGUGGUUGAAAUGUGGCUCCAGACGGAGCCUUUUAGAUUCGCUUCUUAGAAAGCCAACACUAAAGAGUCACUCUGAUCAACGCAGCACGAAUGUUUUCUCUGUUAAACCUAAAACUGAGCAUCUUCCUGCUGCAGCUUCCAGCAAAGUCAGACCCGUGUGUCUCCCCAAUGCUGGUCUAAACAUCACUGAGCCCGAGGAGAGCUGGGUGACGUACUUCGGCUCCGCAACAAACGAAGAUUCUGGUUCUCUGUACCUGAUGGAGGCUGCGGUGUCACUCAUCCCCUCUGCGGAGUGCAACAGCUCCAAGGCGUACAGCGGCAGGAUAUCGCAGGAUAUGCUCUGCGCCGCAGAGUCAGAACCAGGAACCGGCGUGUGCCAUCAGGACAGCAGCGGCCCCCUGGUGGCCCAGAUGGAUGGACUGUGGUGGCUCUUAGGUGAUGGUGUGUGGGGGGAACACUGCAACGGACAGAAUAAACCAGGCGUCUACACCAACAUCAAACACCAUCUGAACUGGAUUUACCGACAGAUGCAGAAGCAUCAAGAUGUCUGACGACGGGACCAAAGGCGAUUAACAAGACAAGUUGUCUGCAUUUUAACAUUGUCUUCAUGUUCCUCUGUAACCCUGUAUAAUGCAGAUUGUUUUUUUUUUACUUCCUUAAAAAAUGUUUUCAUAGCCUAAAAGAAAAAACAGAUCAGUCACAAUAUUAACACAUCUCUGCUUACCCCCAUAUCUAGAAAGUCCCAAAUGUCUUUUAACAGCAAAAGGAUUUCCACAGGGAGGGUGGAAAAAAAAAGAGAUAUAUGGAAUAUAAAACAAUGACGCCAUGUGUUUUAUGAAAGUAUUAAGCUAUUGUCUCUCUGAAAAAGUAUGUUAUCUUACUGAUUAUAUCUUGG